Thermothielavioides terrestris NRRL 8126 is the source of this 645-nucleotide messenger RNA. RefSeq lists its product as uncharacterized. The transcript has 7 exons. The coding region runs from base 1 to 645 and encodes 214 amino acids. The record is from RefSeq and is a predicted model, not a curated record. Lineage: Eukaryota; Fungi; Ascomycota; Sordariomycetes; Sordariales; Chaetomiaceae.
AUGUGCCCCCUAAGCGCAGGGAGCCUAGCAAGUGGAGUCACGUGUGCACCAGCAUGCGACAUACCCCCUAGACAGGCUCGCAAGAGGCUGUCUGUGGAACAUCUACCUACGUUAGCGAACUGCGUAUCUAUUCCUAUCCCUUAUUUAGCUAUACCGUCUACUAUAUGCCUCACCGCCUUUAAGAAGGCUUACACUACCAAGGUGGUUAAGAACAAGCUUGCCCUGCUCUUGGCCACCCCCUCCAAGUCUAGCGCUAGCGCUAGCAAGAAGACCCCUGCUAUGCCUAAGACCCCUAUUACGUCGAAGACCCCCUCUAAGUGUAUAGCGCCCUCCUCCUCCUUCUCCUCUUCGGAGGAAGAGGAGGAGGAGGGCGCCCUUAGAGAGGUGCUCUACCUUAGCUACCUCAAGUCCACUAUAUAUAAGGGUAAAGACGUCGACGCCAACAAUAACGAUAACGAUAACGACGAAGAGCGUAUACCAACGCCUGCUAAGGGCAAGGGUAAAGGCAAGGCGAAGGUAGCUACGCCUACUAAGAAGGCUAAGAAGGCUAAGAAGGAGGAGAGCAAGGAGGAAAACAAAGAUAAGGAUAAGGAGGAGGCUACUCUAGGCUUUGACCUAGAUACGCUAAAGAAGGGCGGUAAAUAG